AGCACAACAUGUUGGAGACCGUAGCCGAGCUGGACCCCUCAGAGUUAACUUUUUAAUCCCGGUUUUGUCGCGUUAUCACACACACACAAGAGGAGGAGGAGGAGGAGGAGGAGGAGGUCUGGGUAGAGAGAAAAGGAUCCAACAAGUCAGUCAUGGUCUGAGGUUCGCGUCAAAGCCGGAGCGCCUCCUUUGCAAACUAAAGCGCGUUGAUAUUAAACUGUGCGGAGAAGGAGAAGAAGGAGAGGAAGAAGAAGAGGAAGAAGAGAGGGGGAAGAAAGGGAAAGGGAAGCCCGGAGAAGAGAGAGAAAAGCCGGGGUACAAAGAUGCAGCUGUCCGCAGUGCUGUGGAGCUCCCUGGUAACUUUGCUGCUCAGCCAGAGUCCAGGAGUUCAGGGCAGCGCUGAGUGUUCGUGUGGGAAGAAUCACUUCACCUGUGCGGUCAGUGCGUUCGGGGAGUGUACCUGCAUUCCAGCACAGUGGCAGUGUGACGGGGACAACGACUGCGGGGACCACAGUGAUGAGGACGGAUGCAUGCUCCCCACCUGCUCGCCGCUGGACUUCCACUGCGACAACGGCAAAUGUAUCCGCCGCUCCUGGGUGUGUGACGGAGACAACGACUGCGAGGACGACUCGGACGAGCAGGACUGUCCUCCCAGAGAGUGCGAGGAGGACGAGUUUCACUGCCAGAACGGGUACUGUAUCCGCAGCCUGUGGCACUGUGACGGCGACAACGACUGCGGGGACAACAGUGAUGAACAAUGUGACAUGCGUAAAUGCUCAGAAAAGGAGUUCCGCUGUACGGACGGCAGCUGUAUCGCUGAGCACUGGUACUGUGACGGAGACACGGACUGUAAGGACGGAUCGGACGAGGAGAACUGCCCCUCAGAUGUGAUGGCAGCCACCUGCAGCGUGGAGGAGUUCCAGUGUGCGUACGGCCGCUGUAUCCUGGACAUCUACCACUGUGACGGAGACGAUGACUGUGGAGACUGGUCUGAUGAGUCGGACUGCUCUUCCCACCAGCCGUGCAGAUCAGUUGAAUUCAUGUGUAGCAGCGGGAUGUGCAUCAACGCCGGCUGGAGGUGUGACGGAGAGUACGACUGUGACGACCAAUCAGACGAGAAGAACUGCACCACGUCCAUGUGCACGGCCGACCAGUUCCGCUGUGGAACAGGUCGCUGUGUCCGGUUGUCAUGGCGGUGUGACGGCGAGGACGACUGCUCCGACCGCAGCGAUGAAGAGGGCUGUGAUAAAACCGAGAGUCCUCCGUGCGCUCCUGAUCAGUUCCAGUGUGGGAACGGACGCUGUAUCGGACAGAGGAAGGUGUGUAAUGAGGUCAACGACUGCGGGGAUUGGACUGAUGAGCACCCACAUCAUGACUGCCGUCCGCGUUCCAGCGAGGGCAACUGUAACCAGAAUAACGGAGGCUGCUCCCAGAAGUGUCAGAUGGUCAGAGGACUGGUCCAGUGCACCUGUCACACUGGAUACCGGCUGAUGGACGACGGCAAAGCCUGCCAGGAUGUGGACGAGUGUGCCGAAGAAGGCUACUGCAGCCAGGGCUGUACCAACGCGGAGGGGGGGUUCCAGUGCUGGUGUGUUCAGGGAUACGAGCUUCGACCGGACAAGCGCAGCUGCAAAGCUCUGGGUCCCGAGCCGGUGCUGCUGUUCGCCAACCGCAUCGACAUCCGUCAGGUCCUGCCCCACCGCUCCGAGUACACCCUGCUCCUGAACAAUCUGGAGAACGCCAUCGCCCUUGACUUCCACCACAGCCACGAGCUGGUCUUCUGGUCAGACGUGACUCUGGACCGCAUCAUGAAGGCCAACCUCAACGGCUCCAACGUGGAGGAGGUCGUCAGCACCGGUCUGGAGAGUCCAGGUGGACUAGCUAUAGACUGGAUCCAUGACAAGCUGUACUGGACGGACUCAGGGACAUCCCGUAUCGAGGUAGCCAACCUGGACGGGUCGCAACGAAAAGUGCUGCUGUGGCAGAACAUGGAGAAGCCCAGAGCCAUCGCGUUACACCCGAUAGAGGGGAAGAUCUACUGGACCGACUGGGGCAACACUCCUCGCAUUGAGUAUUCAAACAUGGACGGGUCCAAUCGGCGGGUCAUCGCAGACACGCACCUGUUCUGGCCUAACGGACUCACCAUCGACUACGCAGGCCGCCGUAUUUACUGGGUGGACGCCAAACACCACGUCAUCGAGAGGUCCGACCUGGAUGGACGAAACCGCAAGGCAGUCAUCAGCCAUGGCCUGCCCCACCCGUUCGCCAUCACCGUGUUCGAGGACAGCCUCUACUGGACCGACUGGCACACCAAGAGCAUCAACAGCGCCAACAAAUUCACCGGCAAGAACCAGGAGAUCAUACGCAACAAGCUGCACUUCCCCAUGGACAUCCACACCCUGCAUCCUCAGAGGCAGCCUGCAGGGGGCAGAAACCGCUGUGGCCCCAACAAUGGAGGCUGCAGCCACCUGUGUCUCCCCAGCAACAAGACGUUCACCUGCGCCUGCCCCACCGGCUUCAAGAAGGUCGACAACUUCAAGUGUGCCGACGGUCUUGACAAGUUCCUGCUUUUUGCCCGAAGGACGGACAUCCGACGAGUCAGCUUCGACACAGAGGACAUGUCCGAUGAUGUCAUCCCUCUUGCUGACGUGCGCAACGCCGUGGCUCUGGACUGGGACUCCAAAGACGGCUACAUCUACUGGACGGACGUUACCACUGACUCCAUCAACAGAGCUAUGUGGAACGGCAGCAAGCAAGAGGUGGUGGUGGACACCAGUCUUGAGAGUCCAGCAGGUUUGGCGAUUGACUGGAUAACCAGCAAGCUGUACUGGACCGAUGCUGGUACAGAUCGUAUCGAAGUCUCUAACGCUGAUGGGAGCAUGCGGACUGUGCUGAUCUGGGAGAACCUGGACAGACCCAGGGACAUUGUUGUUGACCCGAUAGGAGGCUUCAUGUACUGGACCGAUUGGGGGGCCAACCCAAAGAUCGAGCGUGCAGGAAUGGACGCCUCCAGUCGUAUCGUCAUCAUCUCGUCUAAUCUGACGUGGCCAAACGGGCUCGCUAUUGACUACGAGACCAAACGCCUGUACUGGGCUGACGCUGGCAUGAAGACCAUUGAAUUUGGAAACUUUGACGGUUCUAACAGACAGGUUCUGAUUGGCACUCAGCUCCCUCACCCCUUCGGCCUGACCGUUCACGGGGACAAACUCUACUGGACGGACUGGCAGUCAAAGAGCAUUCAGAGUGCUGACAAGCUCACCGGAUUAGGCCGACAUACUCUUGCUGAAAACCUGGAGAACCUCAUGGACAUCCACAUGUUCCACAGACAGCGUGAGACAGUGCAUAACCCGUGUGCUGUGAAUAAUGGAGGCUGCAGCCACCUCUGCCUGCUGGCUCCUGCUCCCAAAGCCUCCAGCUGUGCCUGUCCCACCGGGAUCAACCUGCAGACGGAUGGGAAGACCUGCACACCUGGUAUGAGCAGCUUUUUGAUCUUUGCACGGAGGACGGACAUCAGGAUGAUUUCUUUGGACAUCCCCUACUUUGCUGAUGUGGUUCUUGGCGUCAACAGCUCCAUGAAGAACACCAUCGCCAUCGGGGUGGACCCUAAAGAAGGAAAAGUGUAUUGGUCUGACAGCACUCUGAAGAAAAUCAGCAGAGCCAACAUCAACGGGAAAUCGCAGGAGGAGAUCAUAUCUACAGGCUUGAUGACGACUGACGGCCUGGCCGUGGAUUCUGUGGGCAGGAAGAUCUACUGGACGGACACAGGAACGAACCGCAUCGAGGUCGCCAACCUGGACGGCUCCAUGAGGAAAGUUCUUGUGUGGCAGAACCUGGACAGCCCUCGAGCCAUCGCCCUGUACCACGAGAUGGGUUAUCUGUACUGGUCCGACUGGGGAGAGCAUGCAAAGCUGGAGCGCUCGUCAAUGGAUGGAACGGAUCGGGCGGUCCUCAUCAGUAACAACCUGGGCUGGCCCAACGGCCUGGCCAUCGACAUGGCCGGCUCACAGCUACUGUGGGCCGAUGCUCACACUGAGCGGAUCGAGUUAGCCGACCUAAACGGCCAGAAUCGCCGCACACUUGUGACUCCAGUCCAGCACCCGUACGGCUUAACCCUGCUGGGGCCCCACAUCUACUGGACCGACUGGCAGAGCCGCAGCAUCCAGCGAGCUGACAAGAACACCGGGACCAACAUCAUCACCGUGAGAGCCAACCUGCCGGGCCUGAUGGACAUCCAGGCUGUGGACAGAGAGAGGCCGCUCGGUUUCAACAAGUGUGGCAAGGGAAACGGGGGCUGCUCUCAUCUGUGCCUGCCUCGUCCCAACGGCACGUCGUGCGCGUGUCCCACCGGCAUCCUGCUCAAGGGAGACGGGAAGUCAUGUGACGACUCCCCGGAGACGUUCCUGCUUUUCUCCAACCGGGUCAGUGUGCGCAGAAUCUCCCUGGACACCAACGACCACACGGAUGUGCAUGUGCCCGUACCUGAGCUGCACAAUGUGAUCUCGCUGGAUUACGACAGCGUGGACGGAAAGCUCUACUACACUGACGUCACCCUGGAUGUUAUACGACGAUCAAAUCUGGACGGCACCGGCAUGGAGACGGUGAUCAGCCAGGGCCUGAAGACCACAGAUGGGCUGGCUGUAGACUGGGUGGCCAGAAACAUGUACUGGACCGACACUGGACGCAACACCAUCGAGGUGGCCCGCCUUGAUGGAACCGGCCGCAAAGUCCUGGUCAACAACAGUUUGGAUGAACCCAGAGCCAUCGCGGUGUUCCCCAGCAAAGGGUUCCUGUUCUGGACUGACUGGGGCCACAUUGCUAAGAUCGAGCGCUCUCACCUGGACGGGUCGGACAGAAAGGUCCUGAUCAACACCGACCUGGGUUGGCCGAACGGUCUCACCUUGGACUACGACACAAGAAGGAUCUUCUGGGUGGACGCCCACCUGGACAGGAUUGAGAGUUCAGACCUGAACGGGAAACUGCGCCAGAUCCUUGUGAACCCAGUGUCCCAUCCGUUCGCUCUGACACAGUUGAAGCCGGUGUCCUCCCCUCUAACCCCUUUCUCCCGACUCUCGCAGCAAGACCGCUGGAUCUACUGGACGGACUGGCAAACUAAGUCCAUCCAGCGGGUGGACAAGCACACCGGCCGGAACAAGGAGACCGUGCUGGCCAACGUGGAGGGCCUCAUGGACAUUAUAGUGGUGUCACCGAACAGACAGACGGGUACCAACCUCUGUGGGGUGAACAAUGGUGGCUGCACUCACCUCUGCUUCGCCAAGACCAACAGCUUUGUGUGCGCCUGUCCUGAUGAACCAGACGGGCGACCCUGCUCCACCAUUUCAGGUUACAUCCCCACCUCACCCACCGGAGGAGUUAGCAGCACUUCUGCCCCCGACAAGAUCCCCAGAGGUCCAACAGACACCCCACACAGAGGACCCUCACUGGUCAACUGCACAGACAGGAAUCAAAACGAUGGAGGCUGCUUGAACACUGUGGUGACCGCUCCACAUGGAGAAGGACUUCAUAUCAGCUACGUGAUUGGUGGAGUGCUGACCAUCUUGGCUAUCCUGAUACUUAUAGCUGCUUUGAUCAUUUACAGACAUAAGAAGUCAAAGUUUGCUGACCCUGGAGUGAGCAACCUGACCUACAGUAACCCCUCGUACCGGACGUCCACACAAGAGGUCAAGAUCGAGGCGUCGCAGAAACCUCCCAUAUACAACCAACUCCGAUAUAAGAAAGAGGGGGGAGUGGACGGAGGCUACACCAAGGAGAAGAUCCGCAUUGUUGAGGGCGUGUGUCUCCUGUCCAACGAGGAGCUUUACUGGGACGACCUAAAACAGAUCAAGCCGUCCAGAGGCGGCCUGCACACUUGCAUGCGCACAGACACUGUGUCCCUGCAGGCCAGCAGCGCUUCCCUAGAUGACGGCGAGACGGAGCAGCUCCUCCAGGAGGAGGCGUCUGAAUGCUCCUCCAUAACCACCCUCACCCCUUCAGCCAUCACCCCACAGCGUCACGCCCAACACAGCCUACCUGACACCGGCUGGGCCUCCUCACGUAAGCCCUCAACGGAGAGCGAAGUGUGAGGGAGGCCCCGCCCUGUCCUUCAUGCUUUAUCCUCAGCCUCCAUAACCUAAUACCUACACACACACACACACACACACACUUGUAUUUAUAGCUGGUACAAACACAGAAACAGAAAUACUGUAGGUACAGACACAGACACUGUUGCAUACGUAGAGUAACAGCACUCAUGGACCUGGUUACAUACAAAUAAGCUCUCUUUAACACACCUCCUGUCUCUGAAACUGGGGCUCCGUCCUACUUGUGCACACACACAAACACACACACAUGUAGUACAGUCCUCAAACAGCACCCUCGAUGCUACUGCCUUCAGGCAACAUGAUGAACUAAUGAGCAUGCUGGAAUAAGAAAGCAGAGGACUCUGGGGAGGAAGUGAACAGAGAGACGCCUUUUUCAAGGAUGCAGACUCGCAAUGCGACAAACGCUUCUCUGUGACCGACUUCACCUUUUCUUUUUUGUGGAUUUUUUUUUCCUGGACAAAGUGGAAAACACACCUUCCCCCCCUGUAACCUGGACGCUCUCUCUUACGCCACUCAUGACUUUAUAAACUCUAUUUAUGAACGUUUUUUGUACUUGCCGAGUGGGUUUGCAGGCGAGAGUGUUGCGUUAGAGCUGUGUCGCAGCAGGACAAAGUUGUAUUUAUGACAGUGCCAAAGGGUGGGGCUUCACAGAGUCUCCAUGCUUCUUUCUGACACAUCAAAAGAAAUCUCUCUCUAAAUUUACAGGAUGUUUGUUUGCAUUUGACUUCACUGACUCGCCCUCACCAGUUGGGAAACCUCAUGAUUCCUUUCUCUCACAGCCUGUAACAGGUCAACGACUUACCGUAGCUGCUACCGUCAAGUCCACUCGGUUUCUUCUGAACUAACCUGAAAGGAGCCUUUUUGUUGUUUUCUAUUUUAAAUCGUAUUUCAAACAUUGUUGAUUUUCUGGCAAAGCAGAAGAAGCUACAAUGAAGUAACAGCCUAAGUGCCAAACAUUUCGUUUUCUUUUUCUUCCCUCAGCUGAAUAUUUAUUUUUCUCAGAGGUUUUAAAUGUUUGUGGCAUUUUGUUUUAACUUGGGUUUGCUCACUCAAAUUACAAACAUACAUAUUCUCUAUCAGAUAUUUAACACGGAGGUGGUUUAGCCAUGCAGAUAGUUUUGGUUUAUUUAACCAGGUGAGAGAUGUGUCUUUGUGGAGUGUCUCUUUAAAGGGUCUUUCAAAGGAUUGUGAAACAUGAUGCACGGACAAAAAGGGUCACCUGCGACAGCACUUAAUACCAGAUUUCAAAGCUCUGCAAAUUUAACAAACUUCAAGAAUAAUGCAAGCUAAUUUAAUCUGUCACUCUGUUAGCUAUAACCUCUGCUGUCUAAGAAUUAUGAAAGGUAUUCGACCCUCCUUGUCUUCUCUUUCCCUGUUCCACAGUUUACUCAACUUUGAGAUUCUUAAAUGCUUAAAAAAAUGAUAAUUAGAUUAACAGCAACAUUAUAAAGAUGUUUGAAAAUCCUCCCCUGUUUUAUUUAACAAAUUGACUGAACUAAAACUUAACUAAAGUACUUUUUAAAUUGAAUUAAUCUCUCGUUUUAACUCUGACACUCAAAGAACCAAAAGUAUCUGCUCGGCUAAAUGCCCCCUCAAAAGGCAAAUGACAUCAUUUGUCCUCAGAGUUUUGACUCUUCAUCUCCAAAUCUGUAAAGCAAACAUGUACCUGCAGUUUCUGCUGCCACACCACCAUAUAAACAAUGGGUACCUUAGGAACACUGUGCAUGUCUGACCCCAGCAGACAGUGAGGGUUAUAGUGUAGAGAUAUAUCACUGACAACUUACUGAAAUGACUCUAAUACAUGUAAAGAUACUAUGUAUUGCUUUAACGUUUAGAGUACCGUUCUGUUUGUUGUUGAAACAUGGUACAUGGAAUUUACUAUAUUACUAUAUUGACAAAUAUAUCGGUUAGACUUAACAGAAUUUUGAAGUAUCUGCUACAAGCUCAGCAGUUUGCUGAUAUGCUGCUAGACGAAGCACUGAGGCCAAUGAACGAGGGUCUUGGCAGCUACAUAACUACAGUCUGUUAGGAUUGGUCGACAGCAGGAUUACUGAGCAUCACAGCGACCCAGUAAGCAGUCGUCGUCGUCGUCCCCACCCCCCCCUGGCUCACAGUCCCUCCAUCUCUGCUGCAGGAAUGCUCAAACUGUACAGAUUUUAUCAUGCGGAUAAAAGCAUUUAAACAUUUCUAUUGAAGAUAUUUCAUUGAUUAAGUUGUAUAGUCUUUUGUACAAAGGGAUUUCAUGACUGUUUUUAGAUUUGUGUUAAUUUUACUCACUGGAGAAGAUUUUUUUUUUUUUUUUUUUUUUGGUGGUUUAUUUUAACCACUGUGUUUCCAAGCCUUGUAAAUGAUAGGGAAGAUGCCAGUUAUUUAAUAGUGCUCUUUUUAUCUUCUGAAAUACUGGUCGCGUAUAGCUGUUGUAAAGUUAACAAAAAGAGGUAUUUAUGAUUUCUGUUUGGUUGUCACUUGAUGUGUAAAUAUGAAAAGACUGUAUAUGUAUUUCCAUGGCAGUACUAACAAGCUGUGUUGUGUGAUAUAGUGAAAUAUCCCUUUGCUAUCUUUUAAUAUAAAACUGCAUUUGCAUUUCAAUGAAA
This is a messenger RNA of Notolabrus celidotus (New Zealand spotty), 8692 nucleotides long. RefSeq names its product low density lipoprotein receptor-related protein 4 (gene lrp4). Gene Ontology annotation, molecular function: calcium ion binding; protein binding. The record is from RefSeq and is a predicted model, not a curated record. The coding region runs from base 324 to 6080 and encodes 1918 amino acids. The transcript is spliced from 38 exons. NCBI's taxonomy places the organism in Eukaryota, Metazoa, Chordata, Actinopteri, Labriformes, Labridae.